Molecule: messenger RNA, 2426 nt
Organism: Sphaeroforma arctica JP610
Lineage: Eukaryota; Ichthyosporea; Ichthyophonida
Exons: 11
Source: RefSeq, a predicted model, not a curated record
AUGGUUGUACUCUCACCCGUUUUCUCAGGUGCGACACUUGUAGCGUUUGCCUCGGACAUGACAGAGCUGUGCAUGGCAUCCGUUGCCAAGGGGUCUAUCGCGCACAUCUCAUUGGUUGCUACGGUGCUCCGGGUGGUACACAGCCAAUCAGACUUCUUCGAUAGUUUCUAUGCGGCCACUGAACACAGCAUGACUCACGUGGAUAUAGUCGAGGCUGCAUUCGUCCUGUUCGACUCAUGUGAGCCAGGUGCUGGUGUUGAUGCGGCUGAGUGGUACGAGUGUGUGGUGUCAUUGACACUGUCUGCAAUGUACGUCUCAACGGAAAGGCGCGUCGACUAUCUUCUGUGGGCCAGGCUCAUGUCACACGCUGAUCAUGAAGACGUACCCAAAAAGCAGCAGAUGCGUUUGGCCAUGGCCAAUGAACUGACCCAACGACUGACCAAUGGCGAGAGCAAAGUGUCGUACUGGCGAUCGCAGACAAUGGAAAGCUUUGCCAUCAAGACAGCCCUGGUUCUGGGUGAUCCUUUAUUGGACGACGGGACGUUUGCGCUGUACAAAGCCGUCAUCGCCGUGUACCAAGAUGGCGAUUAUGUGGGGGCCAUUGUGAACACUGAAACACUCGACAAUCUGCUCAAAAGCUGUCUGAAAGGACUGCAGAAGGAGCACGACGCCUUACUGGAGAUGCACAGUCCAGUGUUGACGGAUGAAACGUCUCUGCGUCGCCUGUUGGCCGUGUGCGAAGUGUUCUUCCAGUCGUACCACCACUUUGAACAGGACACGCGCACGCAUGCACGCACCGUUCCUAUGGCAACCACCACACACAACGCACACACAGACACAGACGCACACACACACACAGUCAUAGACGCACACACAAGCGGUGCAGCAAACAGCUCCGCGGUGCGCACAGGCUCAGGUGUGGCUAUUACGUUGGGGACCGCACAGCACUGUUACACAGAGAUAAGCACAGCAACACUCCCGCUGCUGUCGUAUGCGCUGGGGCUGUCGUCGCUGCUGCUGCCUGUAGAGGAGGAGGCGGACAGUGCGAUCGACGACGACCUGAUCAGCCAGUGCAUCCACGUCUUCACCGAAGGACUGGCUGUGCUAAUCCCCCCCGCAAGCACACACACACGCACAUACACGCAAACACACACACGCACGCACACGGAUGGUACACCCCACCAUACACGUGGGCGGGUGAGUGAGAGCGAUGACAUGGACAUGACCACAGACCCUAAGGCUGGAUCCAGAAGGCAUUUAGGGUUUAUUUGUGUCAGACGAAUUGUCAAGUCAGCAGAGGAAGCGCCGCUAGCAGUCACCUCCAUGAGCAGAAUGGAGUCGUAUGUGGCUGAGUUGCUGCUGGUGCUGAACAGUCUGUGCUGUGGCAGUGGCGAGCGACAGGCGUGCAUGCAACUGGCACUCACGCGCACGCGAACCAAGAUACGAUCAAGCACAACCAACAAAAACACACGCGCAAAACUCACCCACAAGCACUCACACACCCCCAGUGAGACGUCCACACCCACGUACACGUACACGUGCAUCUCGGCGCUGCGCCUGCCGCCCAAUCACCUCACACCUCUGCUGGACAGACUACCGUACGUCAUGAACACCCGCCACGUCAUGACCGGAGUUCUAUUAAUAGACGACAAACAGUACGACGCACACGACAGUACAGAGACCUACUGUACAAACACACACACGGAUACACACACAGACACACACGCAGGCACACACACGGACAGUAGCGCAGGUGGCAUUGUACGUGGCGACGGGUGUCCUUGCAGUCGCAAGUGUAGUGGAGAUGGUGCUCUGGUGCCACCCGACCCGACGACUUUGCUGGAGAUAGCACGCCUGUGUGUAUUCAGAUCGGCCCUGUUUGCCAGUCUAGUGCCGGAUGAGUUGUACGUUGACUGGUCUGAAGACAAAGACGAGGACGUCACCACCAACUACGAAGCAAACUCUACGGAGCCACAGACCUUACAAGCGGUGGUAGAAGAUGCGGCACCCACUCCCGUACACGAGAGUGUGGCGGUUGCCAUGGAAGCAACUGAGCAGCAGCCAGAAAUAGACAGCCAAUCAAAUCACGCAGCGGAUAAGAAGCACUCCGAAGACCACGCACACCAAAACCCUCAUCUGCUGCACAUAGACUGUGGCGAAGGCGAUGUCACACAGGCACGCAUCCGUCAGUUGCUGGUGCUUAUAGGCACUCGCCUAUAUCUCCAGUGCGCACUUAAGACCCAUUCUGGCCUGGCUGCGGCCCUGGACACCCACCCAUGUGCAGGUAAGGGCUAUGUCCGCAGGGUGAUCGCAACAGACAAUAUCCCGGCCCUAUUAUCUGAGCUCCUGGUGCAGUUAGAAAUGGCCUCCAAGGCAGCCAAUGCCGUCGCCUCAGUGGCGAUGCUCAGCCGCAUCUUAGCUGCUGC